UUCAGCUCUUUACUUCCGUGGCGUGGAGACGGUGGCUCCGGCAGCCCCGGUUGGCUGGUCCACACCAUGGCCACCUGUUGGCAGGGCCUAUGGGCCUAUCGCUCCUACCUGAUUGUGCUAUGUCUGCCCAUUUUCCUGUUGCCUUUGCCCAUCCUUGUUCACAGAAAGGAAGCCUACUGCGCCUAUGCCAUCAUCCUCAUGGCUCUCUACUGGUGCACGGAGGCCCUGCCCCUUGCUGUCACUGCCCUCCUCCCCAUCAUCCUCUUUCCCCUGAUGGGCAUCAUGGACGCUUCUGAGGUCUGCAUUGAGUACUUCAAGGACACCAACAUCCUGUUUGUCGGGGGACUCCUGGUGGCCAUCACCGUGGAGCACUGGAACCUGCACAAGCGCAUCGCCCUCCGCGUGCUCCUCAUCAUUGGCGUGAGGCCUGCCCUGCUGAUCCUGGGCUUCAUGUUGGUCACAGCCUUCCUCUCCAUGUGGAUCAGCAACACAGCCACGACGGCCAUGAUGGUGCCCAUCGCGCACGCUGUCUUGGAGCAGCUGCACGGUACUGAAAAGGAUGUCGAGGAAGGCACUGACAACCCCUCGUUUGAGCUUCAGGAAACAAGUUCCCAGAAGGAGGUGGCUAAGCUUGAUAACGGGCAGGUGGCUCCUGCUUCUUCGGAACUUCUGGCACAGAGGAACAAGGAGCAGCUCCGCUUCAGACAGGGCAUGAGCCUGUGUGUCUGCUACUCAGCCAGCAUAGGGGGCAUCGCCACACUGACUGGCACGACGCCCAACCUCGUGCUGCAAGGCCAGGUGGACUCGCUCUUCCCCAAAAACGGCAACGUGGUGAAUUUUGCCUCCUGGUUCGGCUUUGCCUUUCCCACCAUGAUCAUCUUGUUGCUGCUGGCGUGGGUGUGGCUGCAAGUCUUCUUCCUGGGUUUCAACUUCCGGAAGAACUUUGGCCUCGAGAAAGAGCAGCAUGAUCAAAAGCAGGCAGCCUUUCAGGUCAUCAAGACCCAGCACAAGCAGCUGGGUCCCAUGAGCUUUGCAGAAAAAGCUGUCACUACCCUCUUCGUGGCCCUGGUGGUACUCUGGUUCACCCGAGAGCCAGGUUUCUUCCAAGGCUGGGGUAACCUCGCUUUUGCCAAUGAAAAGGGACAAAGCAUGGCAUCGGACGGGACAGUAGCCAUCUUCAUCAGCAUGAUUAUGUUCAUGAUGCCCUCCAAGAUCCCAGGGCUGACCCAGGACCCAGAAAAUCCAGAGAAGCUGAAGGCCCCUCCUGCCCUGCUCACCUGGAAGACAGUGAAUGAGAAGAUGCCCUGGAAUAUCGUGUUCUUGCUGGGUGGUGGCUUUGCCCUGGCCAAAGGCAGUGAGAAGUCGGGCCUGUCAGCAUGGCUGGGGGACAAACUGACCCCUCUGCAGCACGUGCCACCUCCAGCCACUGCCAUCAUCCUCUGCCUGCUGGUGGCCACCUUCACUGAGUGCACUAGCAACGUGGCCACCACCACACUCUUCCUGCCCAUCUUGGCCUCCAUGGCUCAGGCCAUCUGCCUCCACCCCCUCUACGUCAUGCUCCCCUGCACCCUGGCUGCCUCUCUGGCCUUUAUGCUGCCAGUGGCCACCCCGCCCAAUGCCAUCGUCUUCUCUUUUGGGGGCCUCAAGGUGUCUGAUAUGGCCCGAGCGGGAUUUCUGCUCAACAUCAUCGGGGUGUUGGUCAUCACACUGGCCAUCAACAGCUGGAGUAUCCCUAUCUUCAAGCUAAACACGUUCCCCCACUGGGCCCAAUCCAACACCACCCAGUGCCUGUCCAACUCCUCGGUGCUCGGCCCCUAGACCCACGUGCAGCCCGGCCACGCCGAGGACAGACAACCCACCCGGCAGCAUCCCACUCCCCGGGGCCGGGAGGGGGCGCCCCCGAGCGCCCUGGACCAAAGGUGGGGGGGGGGAGGCGGGCCCGCGCACGCGCAGUCGGGUGCCCGAGCGUCUGCACCGGCCGUGUGCGCGGCUCGCUCUCCCGUAGUGUGCGCAGGGAAGUGCGCACGUCUGCGUGUGCGUGGCACGUGCGCGCGCGCGUCUGUUUUGGUCUGAGGGUGUCGGAGCUGCUGUGUGCAUGGGGAACGGUGCACGCGUUUGCGUCCACGAAAUGCAACCCGCCCCUUGUCUCCCAGCUGAGCUUCCAGACCCCUUUGCACUGUAUUUAUUGACCCUCAACCUGUGAGUGUGCCCACGUGGACACAGCCUCGGGAGCUGCCCGGCACCCUGGUCCCCCCAGCCCCGGGACUUGGGGAAGGCUCGAAUGUUCAUUAAAGCUUUUUUCAGUA
This is a messenger RNA of Jaculus jaculus (lesser Egyptian jerboa), 2306 nucleotides long. It is a transcript of the gene Slc13a2, whose product is annotated as solute carrier family 13 member 2. The coding region runs from base 67 to 1818 and encodes 583 amino acids. Lineage: Eukaryota; Metazoa; Chordata; Mammalia; Rodentia; Dipodidae. Gene Ontology annotation, cellular component: membrane. Gene Ontology annotation, molecular function: transmembrane transporter activity. Gene Ontology annotation, biological process: monoatomic anion transmembrane transport. The transcript is spliced from 12 exons. The record is from RefSeq and is a predicted model, not a curated record.